ACUUACUCCGCUUUCAAACAAGUCUGAGAGCAAAACAAAGAGGAGAGAGCGAAGCUGAAGCUACAAACAGCGACCUAACCAAGCCCAGCCCAGCCCAUCCCAACUCAACGCUUAGAAUUCAGCUGGAGUAACGAUCAAACUCGAGAUGUUUGUGAAAAUGAUCAUUGAAGCGUGCCUUAUUCUACUGGCUGUCUGCAUGGUGGAAGGCGACGAUUGCUUGCUGCCCUGUGACUGCCCCUCAGAAGCUCCCCUCUGCCCGCUGGGCACCAGUCUGGUCCUGGACGGGUGUGGCUGCUGUAAGGUGUGUGCCAGGCAAGCGGGGGAUCCCUGCUCCAGCCUGGAGCCCUGUGACCACCACAAGGAGCUGUACUGUGACUACAGCAUCUUGAGUGACACUGAGACUGGCAUCUGCAUGGCCCGUGAAGGAGCCACAUGUGACCUGGGAGGGGUGAUCUACCGUAGCGGCGAGACUUUCCAGCCCAGCUGCAAGCACCAGUGCAUCUGCAUGAACGGGGAGAUCGGCUGCGUGCCCACCUGCAGCAACGCGGUCCGUCUGCCCUCUCCCGACUGCCCCUCCCCGCGCCGGGUCAAGAUCCCAGGCAAGUGCUGUGAGGACUGGGUGUGCAGCCAGGACCAGGGGGGUGAUCCCUUCCAGGCAGCCAUGGCAGUGUAUCGCGAGGUGCCAGCCUACGGGCAGGAGCUGGAGAGCCCGCGGGAUAACUGCAUCGUCCAGACGACGGAGUGGAGCGAGUGCUCCAAGAGCUGCGGCAUGGGCAUCUCCGAGCGCGUAACCAACGACAACGAGCAGUGCCAGCUGGAGAAGCAGAGUCGCGUGUGCAUGAUCCGCCCCUGCGACGCCCCCCAGGAGAAGAGCAUCAAGAAGGGAAAGAAGUGUGUGCGCACUCCGAAGUCCCAGAAGGCCAUGCGGUUCGAGCUGUCUGGCUGCACCAGUACGCAGGUGUACAAGCCCAAGUUCUGCGGGGUGUGCACGGACGGGCGCUGCUGCACGCCCCACACCACGGGCACCAUCGAGGUGGAGUUCAUGUGCCCCGAAGGGGACACCUUCCUCAAGAAGAUGAUGUUCAUCAGGACCUGCUCCUGCCACCACGACUGCCCCCGCGACAACGACAUCUUCCUGUCCACCCACCACCGCAGGAUGAUCGGAGACUACGAGAACUGAGCGAACACUGAAAUCCUUCCCCGACAUGCCAGCCGUUUCAACUAGAACCAUUUCCCUGUGGGACGGUCCCAGCCCUGGUUUACCCCGAUUAGUUGAGCAUCUUUAAAGUUAACACUCCCAUUUUUAAUGCCCCUCCUUUUUAAAUAUGGACUGUUGGCAGCUCUGAAAGAAAUCAAUGGACUUGGGUGGGUGGAUGUUGACCCCCAAGAGCCCCUUAUUUGGGUACCUGGUAAAUAUUGACUGGGCUUUUUUCCUUUUCACACUGUGUUACCACUGAUGUAGCAAAACGAGCUUGAAUAUGUAAAACACUGCUUAGGAAGAUGCCAGUGUAGAUGAAGUAGGUGGGGGACCGCGUAAAACAAGAUUUCUGAAUAAUGAGGCACUUAUUAUAACUGUUAGACCCCUAGAAACUGAUCCGCAUUUUCUAGUAGAGAUAACGAGACCCACAAGGGUUUGAUUGCAGUCAAGUGCCACUGAUGUGCAAGCUGCUAAUUUGCUAGCACUCACUAUUAAACAAGACAAACAACCCCACAUGUGUUACAAUAACAGCCUGGUUAACUUCUAAACAGCAUAGCCCACAGCGACCUCUAGUGGCCACAUAUAGGUGCAUCGGCAAGGCAUGAGAAAGUCUGUAUCCUCUUGUGCUGUAAGCCUGCCCUUAGCAUUUGGUUUGAGUCGCCGUAGUGAAGUCGAGUGCCACCACUAGAGUGAAUGGCAGUGUUUCUCAACAGUAGACCACUGCGGUGCCUGUUUUAAAUGACAAAAGCUAACCUUGCUUUAGCUGUAAAAUUUAUGUGUGUGUGUGUGUGUGUGUGUGUGUGUGUGUGUGUUUUUUUUUUUCUUUCAAACAAAACUUUUCACUCCAUUUUUUUCGUGGUUAUAUUUGAUGUGGUUUUUAAGAGGCUGCAGCCAUUAAAGCUCUUUUUUUUUUUUUUUUUUUUUUUUAAGAAAUCCUAAACAGAAAACAAAUAGUUUUUUGCAGAGAUUGUCUGCAGUGGAUUGUCUUGGUGAAGUGUGGAUUGCUUUAGAUGAAAUAUAGUGCAAUAUUUGAUCAAUCAAUUAAAAAAAAAAAAAAAAACUGGUAUGCAAGCAAUACACCUAAUAGCCGUAUCGCAAUUCUAAAAGAUUAAUGUUUCUCUUCUCACUCUGGGAAACUGUUCAGUACACAAGGGGCUUAGAAGACCUUCAAGAGAUCUAAAACAACACAUGUGAAAAGUGAGGCUUUGUUAAGAUAGAAUGAUUUGUUUUGGCAGGUUGCUGUACGCGCUAUUUAAAAAGUAAGCUGCACAGCAAUCAAAUGCGACUCUGACACGUGACCUUUGUAAAUGCAUUGUGUAAAUAGGCUGUACAGUUCUGUAUUGUAAUUUAUACCAUCUCUAUACACUUCUGACGUAGGCAUGUUGUUCUGUAACCCUCCUGCUUUUACAGAAACUGCUUGCUGUUUAUGUAGGUUGCAAUACACUUGAGUAAAUAUUUGUUGCACUUCAGUCGGUUUCCAAUAAAAUUCUAUAUUUUUAUAUAA
Molecule: messenger RNA, 2702 nt
Organism: Polyodon spathula (Mississippi paddlefish)
Lineage: Eukaryota; Metazoa; Chordata; Actinopteri; Acipenseriformes; Polyodontidae
Gene: ccn2b
Product: cellular communication network factor 2b
Exons: 5
Coding region: 146-1180 (344 amino acids)
Biological process (GO): cell adhesion; signal transduction
Cellular component (GO): extracellular region; extracellular matrix
Molecular function (GO): heparin binding; integrin binding
Source: RefSeq, a predicted model, not a curated record